GUUUCUUUGUUGUUGUUUCGCGUUUGCCCUCGACUGAUAUUCGUGGUUUUCGUUCGCUCGGCGGCGGUAGCGCGUUUUUUUCGCCUUCCCCGUUUCUCAGUUCUGUGAUAAGCCGUGUACUUAACAAAUCAGCGAUUGUUGACAAUCGCUAAUGGCCAGUGUUUUAGCCUGAGAUGCCAAAAUAAGCUUGAAUUGCAAUAGUAGAGUGCAUUGGUGCAGUGUCUUAAAUUGUGCAGUGGCCGAGACUGAGGCAGAGGCAGUGCAGUUUGCAGCGCAGCAGCGCAUGUACGUAUAUUUGCGCUUCAGUGCGGAGUGAUCUGGAGUAGAUCGGAUAGGGGUGUGGAACCAGUAGCUUCUAGCCAUGAAGUUCGCCGAGCACCUGUCGGCGCACAUAACGCCCGAAUGGCGUAAACAAUACAUCAACUAUGAGGAAAUGAAAGCCAUGCUGUAUCUGGCCGUGGAGGAGGCGCCUUCGGUGGAGAGUGUGGAGGAUGAUGUCCUGAAGCGGCACUUUGCCAACUUUGACGAGAACUUCUUCCACUACUGCGACAAGGAGCUGAAGAAGAUCAACACCUUCUACUCGGAGAAGCUGGCGGAGGCGACCCGAAAGUUCGCCACUCUGAAUGCCGAGCUGAAGACGUCGCUGGAGGAGUCGGAACGCAGCGCCAAGAAGUCCAAGGGCCAGAAGAAGAAUGCCGCUCUGCCAGAGCGUAAGGCCCGGGAGCUCAAGCUGGCCUUCAGCGAGUUCUAUCUGAGUCUGAUCCUGCUGCAGAACUACCAGAAUCUGAAUCAUACCGGCUUCCGGAAAAUACUCAAGAAGCACGAUAAGCUGCUGCGCGUCGAUAGCGGAGCCAAGUGGCGGCAGGAGUAUGUCGAGGCCUCGCACUUCUUCACCAACAAGGACAUCGACAACAUCAUCAACGAGACGGAGACGACGGUGACCGGUGAACUGGAGGGCGGUGACCGGCAGCGGGCCAUGAAACGGUUGAGAGUUCCUCCGCUGGGUGAGCAACAGAGUCCGUGGACCACCUUCAAGGUGGGCCUCUUCUCCGGCAGCUUUAUUGUCCUGGGCAUUGUGGUGGUGCUAUCGGCGAUCUUUCACGAGAUCAGUGGCGAGAACCUGAAGGUCACCUUCCGACUCUACAGAGGUCCACUGCUCAUAAUCGAGUUCAUCUUCCUCAUCGGCGUGAAUAUCUACGGCUGGCGGUCGUCGGGCGUGAAUCAUGUCCUGAUCUUCGAGCUGGAUCCGAGGAAUCACCUGUCCGAGCAGCAUCUCAUGGAGUUGGCGGCGAUCUUUGGUGUCGUGUGGACCCUCAGUAUGCUGAGCUACUUGUACAGCGCCAGUCUGGCCAUACCGGCCUUCAUCAAUCCACUGACCCUCACCCUGAUCAUGGUCCUCUUUCUGGCCAAUCCCUUUCAUGUCCUCCACCACGACGCGAGGUUCUGGCUAUGGAGGAUCACAGGUCGCUGCCUGGCGGCGCCGUUCUUCCAUGUGGGCUUUGCCGAUUUCUGGCUGGGCGAUCAGCUGAACUCCCUGGUGACGGCCAUCCUGGACUUUGAAUACCUCAUCUGUUUCUACUUUACGAACGGCAACUGGACGGAGGCGCGCGACGCCUCCAUCUGCAUGGAGAAGGACUUUAUCAUCAGGCCGAUAGUGAACUGUUUGCCGGCCUGGUUCCGGUUUGCCCAGUGCCUGCGACGAUAUCGCGACUCCCGAGAGGCCUUUCCCCAUCUGGUGAAUGCCGGGAAGUACUCCACCACCUUCAUGGUGGUCAUCUUUGCCACCCUGAAGAGCUUCUACAGCUCUCACUAUGCUAGCACCUUUGAUAAUCCCUACACCUGGCUGUGGAUCAUUGCCUCCAUUGUGUCCUCCUGCUAUGCCUACACGUGGGACAUCAAGAUGGAUUGGGGACUCUUCGACAAGAAUGCGGGGGAGAAUACGUUCCUCCGCGAGGAGGUGGUCUACUCCUCAACGGGCUUCUAUUACUUUGCCAUUGUGGAGGAUCUGGCGCUGCGUUUCAUCUGGGCACUGUCCUUCUACCUCACAGAAAUGAAGAUAGUCAGCAGUGACAUAAUGACCUCAAUAACGGGUAUCCUAGAGGUGUUCCGUCGCUUCGUUUGGAACUUUUUCCGGCUGGAGAACGAGCAUCUGAACAAUUGCGGCAAGUUCCGAGCUGUGAGAGAUAUCUCUAUCGCUCCCCUGGACUCAUCCGAUCAGGCCCUGAUCCUACGGAUGAUGGACGAGGGCGAUGGCGUCAUCAAUCGCUAUACCAAGACGAACCGGCCGAAGCCCAAGAAGAUCAAGGAUCCGGAGAAGCGUAGCCUGUUGCAGCCGCGCGGCUCCAUGCCCGAUCUUCGGAUCGAUAUCGAUAGUAAAAAGUUGUAGAGUUGGAUCGUCCAGGAUCGUUGCCACAGUG
Drosophila bipectinata is the source of this 2417-nucleotide messenger RNA. Its product is annotated as solute carrier family 53 member 1. Lineage: Eukaryota; Metazoa; Arthropoda; Insecta; Diptera; Drosophilidae. Gene Ontology annotation, molecular function: inositol hexakisphosphate binding. The record is from RefSeq and is a predicted model, not a curated record. Gene Ontology annotation, biological process: cellular response to phosphate starvation; phosphate ion transport. Gene Ontology annotation, cellular component: Golgi apparatus; plasma membrane; cytoplasm.